AUGAGGGAUUUGAAGUCCUUCGUGACGUCGCGGCUGCGGACCUUCUACGAGGAGGAGCUCGACGUGCCGCUCGUCGUCUACGACGACGUCGUCGCGCACGUGCUCCGCAUCGACGCCGCGCUGCGGGGGCCGCCAUCGGGCCACCUGCUCCUCGUCGGCGAGUCGGGCGUCGGCAAGAGCGUGCUCACGAAGUUCGUCGCCUGGAACAACGGCCUGAGCCUCCACGAGGUGCAGGCGACGCGCCACUACACUUUGGCGAAAUUCGACGACGAGCUCCGGGGCGUCAUGCGCCGCGCGGGCGUCGACCGCGAGCGCAUGGUCCUCGUCAUCGACGAGGCCGACGGCGUGUCCAGCGCGUUCCUCGAGCGCAUGAACGCGCUGCUCGCGUCCGGCGAGGUGCCGGGCCUCUGGGGCGUCGACGACACGCAGCGGCUCCUCGCGGGCUGCCGCGAGGCGAUGCGCGCGGAGGGCCCCGGCGGCGACGACGCCGCGGACGACGCGGCGAUCCUCGACUGGUUCGCGCGCAACGUGCGGCGGAACCUGCACGUCGUCUUCACGCUGAACCCGGGCUGCGACCCGACGAGCCUCACGCGGCGCGCGACGGCGUCGCCGGCGCUCUUCAACCGCUGCGUCGUCGACUGGUUCGGCGCGUGGUCGCCGCAGACGCUCGCGCAGGCGCGGCGCGGCGCGCUCGGCGCCGACGCGCGCGCGGCCUGCGACCUGAAACUCAAAGCCGCGCUCGCCGCGGACGGCCCCGUCGGCGGCGGCGGCGACGACUCCGACGACGACGACGAUUUAGAAGCGCCGGCGCCGUCGCUCCGCCACGCCGCCGUCGCGGCCCUCGUCGGCGCGCACGCCGCCGCCAAGGCGCGGCGUAGGGAAGUUUCGGCGCGCGACUUCGUGGAGCUGGCGAGGUGCUUCGCGCGCGAGUGCGAGGCGCGGCGGUCGCGCCUCGAGGGCGCGCAGCGGCGCAAGACCGCGGGGCUCCGGGAGCUCGCCAAGGCGCGCCAGUCCGUCGCGGCCAUGCAGGGCGACCUCAAGGCGCAGAACGAGCAGCUGGAGACGCAGGAGGCGAUCGGCCGCGAGCAGCUCGAGAAGAUGGUCGUCGACCAGCAGCAGGCGGAGCAGAAGCAGGCCCAGGGCGCCGUGCUCCAGAAGGAGCUCCAGGCGCGGACCGGCGACAUCGAGGAGCGCAAGAAGACGGCCGAAGCGGAGCUCGCCGAGGCCGAGCCCGCGUUGAUCCGCGCGCGCGAGGCCGUGUCGGGCAUCAAGAAGUCGCAGCUCGACGAGCUGCGGAGCCUGCGGAACCCGCCGCCGAACGUCAAGCGCACGCUCGAGGCCGUGCAGAUCCUGCUCGGCCUCCUGCCGCUCCAGGCGUCCUACUCCUGGGACGACGUCCGCAAGGCCAUGCGCAAGUCGGACUUCAUCGCGACCGUCGUCGGCUUCUCGCCCUCGGACAUCGAGGACUCGAACGCGAAGAUGGGCGACGACGCGAAGGAGAUUGUCGCUUUAGAUUACGACAUCGUCCAGCGGUCGUCGCAGGCCGCGGGGCCCCUCGUGCUCUGGGCGUCGUCCCAACUCUCCUACUGCGAGAUCGAGCGCAAGGUCGAGCCCCUCAAGCAGGAGGUCGAGAAGCUCGAGUCCGAGACGAAGGAGACGCGGGAGUUGGUGGACGCUUUACAGAAAGAAUUGGAAGCGCUGGCGAAAUCCGUCGCGGGCUACAAGGACGCGUACGCGGCCGCCGUCCGCGAGGGCGAGCGCAUCAAGGCGGACAUCGACGCGGGCAAGACGAAGGCGGAGCGCGCCGUGCGGUUGCUCGCGUCGCUCGCGGACGAGCAGGACCGCUGGCAGGAGGAGGCGGCGACGUUCCCCGAGACGAUGCAGCUCGUGCCCUACCGCGCGCUCGUCGCGGCCGCGAACGUCGCGUACUGCGGG
This is a messenger RNA of Aureococcus anophagefferens, 1935 nucleotides long. RefSeq lists its product as hypothetical. Gene Ontology annotation, cellular component: dynein complex. Lineage: Eukaryota; Pelagophyceae; Pelagomonadales; Pelagomonadaceae. The transcript is spliced from 5 exons. The annotation marks the transcript as partial. The record is from RefSeq and is a predicted model, not a curated record. Gene Ontology annotation, molecular function: dynein light intermediate chain binding; minus-end-directed microtubule motor activity; dynein intermediate chain binding. Gene Ontology annotation, biological process: microtubule-based movement.